AAGCGUGCACAGUCCGUGAGGAGAGUGGGAGCUGACAUGAUGUGCUUCAACUCAAUGCAAAAUGAAUGAGCUGCUGUUCUCGGGGGCUUUUCCGCCCCCGUCAUUGAAGUGCAAGUCGUUGAAGUGCAAGUACGCGGCUGCAUCAAGUGCACUUUGCAUCAUCUGGUGCCUAGUUACAUGCUGACGGGGACCAGGCAGAGCACUGAGUUGGGUGCUUGUGUAUGACGUGCUUGGCAUUAAAUUCGUGUUUGCUGCAACAAAAAGAGAGAGAGACUUUGCGUAUGUGGCAAGAGACAAAGACACAAGGAUUCUGAAAUGUCAUGUAUUUCGAUGUGACACACCGGCAAAAGCCAUUGCCACAAGUUUACACGAAAUCUGUUCCAAGAUAAUGGCCGAACGGAAGAAUGCUAAAGCCAUGGCUUGCGGCUCAUUGCAAGGGGGAACAAAUAUCAACCUUGAUGUUCCUCUGCAAGUAGAUUUCCCAACACCAAAGACAGAACUGGUACAGAAGUUCCACGUCCAGUACCUGGGCAUGCUGCCUGUAGCUAAACCUGUGGGAAUGGAUACUCUGAACAGUGCCAUUGAAAGUCUAAUGACUUCCUCUAGCAAAGAAGACUGGAUGCCAGUUACUAUGAAUGUUGCUGAUGCUACUGUCACAGUCAUCAGUGAAAGAAAUGAAGAGGAGAUCAUGGUGGAGUGUCGUGUGCGGUUCCUGUCCUUCAUGGGGGUAGGCAAGGACAUUCACACGUUCGCCUUCAUUAUGGAUACAGGAAACCAGCAUUUUGAGUGCCACGUUUUUUGGUGUGAACCAAAUGCAGGCAAUGUGUCAGAAGCUGUUCAGGCUGCUUGUAUGUUGCGGUAUCAGAAGUGCUUAGUAGCCAGACCUCCCUCACAGAAAGUGCGACCACCCCCACCUCCUGCAGACUCGGUGACCAGAAGAGUUACAACCAACGUAAAACGAGGAGUGUUGUCCCUCAUUGACACUUUGAAACAGAAACGCCCGGUCACUGAGAUGCCAUAGCUGUGCCAGAGAGAAGAGCCUCCUAUCUGUUAGCUGAAGACAACACUAGCUACACUAAGGAAAGUGAACUGACAAUGUCUGGCCUUCCAUUUCAAAUUGCUGAUGCUUUGUCUUCAGAGAAUUUACCCUUAUUGAAGCAAUGUUAGACAAGCAUGUUCUCGUUCUUGCCACCAUCGUGUGAUAAUGAAAAGAAGCAUGAAUAAUUUUUUUGCUGUCAGUGAGUUACACCAUGAACAAUGGAAGGUCUGUUUGAUUGUAAAUACAUGAACGUUACUUACACUCACACAAAAACAAGAAUAUGGCCACGUCCCUCCCAGUGAACUCACGCUAAAGUCCUUGGAGU
Nestor notabilis (Kea) is the source of this 1364-nucleotide messenger RNA. Its product is annotated as amyloid beta A4 precursor protein-binding family B member 2-like. Gene Ontology annotation, biological process: regulation of DNA-templated transcription. Lineage: Eukaryota; Metazoa; Chordata; Aves; Psittaciformes; Psittacidae. The coding region runs from base 389 to 1021 and encodes 210 amino acids. Gene Ontology annotation, cellular component: nucleus; cytoplasm. The transcript has 8 exons. The record is from RefSeq and is a predicted model, not a curated record. Gene Ontology annotation, molecular function: transcription factor binding; amyloid-beta binding.